GCCGCGCGCGGGCCUGCGUCAGAGCGCGGCGGAGAGCGGGACUCGCAGGUCCCCGCGCGCCAGCAGCGGCCGGCGCGGCUCCACCGCCCGCGCGUCCGCCGGCCCCGCGCACACGCCCCCCGCGCCCCGCCCGCCGGGUCCGCUCCCGUCCGAGCCGCUGCCCGCGCGCCGCGUGGAUGCCAAGUACCAGCUUCCCGGCCGCUUCCAAGUUUCCGCUCGGGCCUCCGGCCUCUGCGGGCUGCGCGGGCGCCGAAACUUUGGGGCCGGCCCGCGGCACCAUGAAGUCGGCAGAGGAAGACCACUACAGCUGCGCCUCCUCCAGCCUGGCCGCGGCCCUGCCCCUGGCCCCCGUGCACGCCUCCCUGUCGGCCCCGUGCCAUGAGCUGCAGCCCUCGGGGCCGGGCCUGGUGACCAGCCACGCCAUGGGCUACGGAGCCGCCGUGGACGGCGGGCCCUCGGGCUACUUCCUGCCCGGCAGCGUCCGGCCCAACGGUGCGCCUGCCCUGGAGAGUCCCCGCAUCGAGAUCACCCCCUACCUGGGGCUGCACCCGCACGGCGGCCAGUUCCUGCCGGACGUGGAGGCGGAGGACGUGCUGCCCGGCGCCCGGCGCUCCCCGGCCACGGCCACCCUGCACCUGCCCCCGCUGGACGCCUACCGCGACCCCUCCUGCCUCAGCCCGGCCAGCAGCGUGUCCUCCCGCAGCUGCAACUCGGAGGCCUCGUCCUACGAGUCCAGCUGCUCCUACACCUACGCCUCCCCGCAGACGUCCCCCUGGCAGUCGCCCUGCGUGUCCCCCAAGACCACGGAGCCCGAGGAGGGCUUCCCCCGCGGCCUGGGCGCCUGCAGCCUGCUGGGCUCCCCCCGCCACUCGCCCUGCGCCUCACCCCGCGCCAGCGUCACGGAGGAGAGCUGGCUGGGCGCCCGCUGCUCCCGGCCGCCGUCCCCCUGCCCCAAGCGGAAGCACGGCCCCGACGGCCGGCCGCUGCCCUCCCCGCAGGCCUCGCCCGCGCCCUCGCCCCACGGCUCCCCGCGCGUCAGCGUCACCGACGAGUCCUGGCUGGGCAGCGCCACCCAGUUCACCAGCUCGGCCAUCGUGGCGGCCAUCAACGCGCUGAGCACCGACACGCUGGACCUGGGCGACGGCCUCCCGGUCAAGGCCCGCCGCACCGCCCUGGAGCCCGCGGCCUCCGUGGCGCUGAAGGUGGAGCCGGCCGCCGAGGACCCGGCCACGUCGCCCAGCGUGGACUUCUCGCCCGAGGAGUUCCCCGGCUUCCAGCACCUCCGCAAGGGCGCCCUGUGUGACCAGUACCUGUCGGUGCCGCAGCCGCCCUACCCCUGGGCCAGGCCGCGCUCCCCCGCGGGCUACACCAGCCCAGCGUUGCCCGCCCUGGACUGGCAACUGCCCGCCCACUCGGGGCCCUACGAGCUGCGCAUCGAGGUGCAGCCCAAGUCCCACCACCGGGCGCACUACGAGACAGAAGGCAGCCGGGGGGCCGUGAAGGCGUCGGCCGGGGGCCACCCCAGCGUGCAGCUCCACGGCUACCUGGAGAAGGAGCCGCUGACGCUGCAGCUCUUCAUCGGCACCGCGGACGAGCGGCUCCUGCGGCCACACGCCUUCUACCAGGUGCACCGCAUCACGGGGAAGACGGUGUCCACCACCAGCCACGAGGCGCUGCUGUCCAACACCAAGGUCCUGGAGAUUCCGCUGCUGCCGGAGAACCACAUGCGCGCCAUCAUCGACUGUGCGGGGAUCCUGAAGCUGCGGAACUCCGACAUCGAGCUGCGCAAGGGGGAGACGGACAUCGGCAGGAAGAACACGCGGGUGCGCCUGGUGUUCCGCGUGCACAUCCCGCAGCCCGGCGGCCGCACGCUGUCCCUGCAGGUGGCCUCGAACCCCAUCGAGUGCUCCCAGCGCUCGGCCCAGGAGCUGCCCCUGGUGGAGAAGCAGAGCACGGCCAGCGGCCCCGCACAGGGCGGGAAGAGGAUGGUGCUGUCCGGACACAACUUCCUGCAGGACUCCAAGGUGGUGUUCGUGGAGAAGGCGCCAGACGGCCACCACGUGUGGGAGAUGGACGCCAAGACCGACAGGGACCUGUGCAAGGGGAACUCGCUGGUGGUGGAGAUCCCGCCCUUCCGCAACCCAAGGAUCAGCAGCCCCGUGCAGGUCAGCUUCUACGUGUGCAACGGGAAGAGGAAGCGGAGCCAGUACCAACACUUCACCUACCUCCCGGCCCACGUUCCGGCCAUAAAGACAGAGCCCUCGGACGACUACGAGCCGGCCCUGCCCUGCGGGCCCCUGGGCCAGGGCCUGGGCCCGCUCCCCAAGGCCUGCUACAGCCAGCCGCUGGCCCUGCCGCCCGAGCCGCCCUCCUGCCUGGUGACCGGAUUUCCAACCUGUCCCCAGGGCAGCCCCCUGCUGUCCCCACCGCCCGGCGCCAGCCCCAAGCUCCACACGCUCUCCUCGGCGCCCUACAAGGCCCUGGCAGGGCCCGGCCCGUGCCAGCUGGGCCUCCCGCCGCCGGCCACCCCCGGCGUCCUCCCCGUGCCGGGCCCGGAGCUGCACCCCGGUUCGCCCCAGCCGCCGGCGCCCUCCUUGCUGCAGCCACAGCCCUGCAGCCCCACCUGCCCGCCGAAGGCUCCGCCAAGCGCGUCUCCUGCCGCCGGGCCUCUGCCGCUGCCCGAGGUGCACCGGGACGGUGACCCUAGUCUGGCCCCCGUGCCCCUGGCGGUCAAGCGUGAGCCGCAAGAGCUGGACCAGCUGGACCUGGACGACGUGAACGAGGUCAUCCGCAACGACCUGUCCAGUGCCACUGUCCUCUCGUCGUAGGCACAAGGGCCCACGUGCAUGGCGGCAGUGGGCACUGCGCAGACUUCCGGCUAAAGAGACUGGACACCCGCGCCCGCCUUGCCCGAGGGGACAGUCCCCACCUCCCGUGAGAGGACCGGGCCGCCUCCUGGCGCGGAUGACAAUGCGGCCGCCUGGCCCAGCUACGCCCCCCCGGCACUGGCCUUGGACCCGAAGUGCCUUCCCCACUGACCACAGCUUCCGGGCGCCCUGAACUUGACUUCCAGUCUGCCACCACGAGAGUAUUUGCAGGAACAACAGAUGCCAUGGUGUGGCUCUCUGCGGGGCCGGGCCGGCUUCGGGGGCCGCUGCUCCCCGCGCUUGACUUCUCUUGCCUUAUCCGGUGCGUUCAGAGACGGGCCUC
Molecule: messenger RNA, 3210 nt
Organism: Sorex fumeus (smoky shrew)
Lineage: Eukaryota; Metazoa; Chordata; Mammalia; Eulipotyphla; Soricidae
Gene: NFATC1
Product: nuclear factor of activated T cells 1
Exons: 11
Coding region: 177-2828 (883 amino acids)
Biological process (GO): cytokine production; regulation of transcription by RNA polymerase II; calcineurin-NFAT signaling cascade
Cellular component (GO): transcription regulator complex
Molecular function (GO): DNA-binding transcription factor activity, RNA polymerase II-specific; RNA polymerase II cis-regulatory region sequence-specific DNA binding; transcription factor binding
Source: RefSeq, a predicted model, not a curated record